Molecule: messenger RNA, 7736 nt
Organism: Sus scrofa (pig)
Lineage: Eukaryota; Metazoa; Chordata; Mammalia; Artiodactyla; Suidae
Gene: TRIM68
Product: tripartite motif containing 68
Molecular function (GO): zinc ion binding; protein binding
Source: RefSeq, a predicted model, not a curated record
GGCGGGGCCUCGGGGCCCAGCGGGAGAGGCCGAGGAGCCGGCCGCGGCUGGGGUCUCGUCUCCGGUCGGCGCCUUCAGUGCCUCCGCCGGGUUGUGUUCAUGUUCCGAGGGUGUGACAGGAGCCAUGGAUCCCGCAGCGUUGAUGGAAGCCGUUGUGGAAGAAGUGGCCUGUCCCAUCUGCAUGACCUUCCUGAAGGAGCCCGUGAGCAUCGACUGUGGCCACAGCUUCUGCCACAGCUGUCUCUCCGGCCUCUGGGAGGUGCCAGGGGAAGCCCCCAACUGGGGUUACUCCUGUCCCCUCUGCCGGGCCCCCGUCCAGCCAAGGAACCUGCGGCCUAAUUGGCAGCUGGCCAACGUCGCAGAGAAGAUCCGACGGCUAGGGCUGCACCCCGGAAUGGGGCUGAAGGGCGACGUGUGUGAGCCCCACGGGCAGCAGCUGAGGAUGUUCUGCCAAGAGGAUGGCCUGCUCAUGUGCGAGGCCUGCAGCCGGGCCCCCGAGCACGAGGCCCACCGGGUCCUGCCCAUGGAGGAUGUCGCCUGGGAUUAUAAGUGGAAACUGCACGAGGCCCUGGAGCAUCUGAGGAAAGAGCACGAAGAGGCCUGGAAGCUGGAAGUGGGUGAGAGGAAGCGAACUGCCAACUGGAAGAUACAGGUGGAAACCCGAAAGCAGAGCAUCAUGUGGGAGUUUGAGAAAUACCGGCGGUUACUAAAGAAAAAGCAGCCACCAGGUCGGCGGCUGGAGGUCGAGGCGGCCGCAGCUCUGGCCAGCCUGGAGCAGGAGGAAGGGGAGACGGCGCGCAAACUGGAGUUGAAUCACGACGCGCUCAUCCAGCAGAGCCGGGUCCUGUGGCGGAUGAUCGCGGAGCUGGAGGACAGGUCUCAGAGGCCCGUCCGCUGGAUGCUGCAGGGCAUCCAGGACGUCUUAAACAGGAGCCAGUCCUGGAGGUUGCAGCGACCCGAACCCGUCUCGCUGGAGCUGAAGACAGACUGCCGAGUGCCGGGGCUGCGAGAGAUCCUGAAGACGUUUGCAGCGGACGUGCGCCUGGAUCCGGACACGGCUUAUUCUCGCCUCAUCGUGUCUGAGGACAGAAAAUGCGUGCGCUACGGAGACACCAAGCAGAAACUGCCCGACAAUCAGCGGUUUUACCGCUACAACAUCGUGCUGGGCAGCCAGUGCAUCUCCUCGGGCCGGCACUACUGGGAGGUGGAGGUGGGAGACAGGUCCGAGUGGGGCCUGGGGGUGUGCAGGGAGAGCGUCGACCGGAAGGAGGUGGUCUACUUGUCCCCCCACUACGGCUUCUGGGUGAUCAGGCUGCGGAAGGGCAGUGAGUACCGGGCGGGCACCGACGAGUACCCGCUCCUGUCGCUGCCUGUGCCGCCCCGCCGGGUGGGGGUCUUCCUGGAUUACGAGGCCCACGACAUCUCCUUCUACAACGUGACCGACAACGGCGCCCACAUUUUCACUUUCCCCCACUACCCCUUCCCUGGGCGCCUCCUGCCCUAUUUCAGUCCUUGCUACAGCAUCGGGGCCAACAACACCGCUCCCCUGACCAUCUGCUCCCUGGACGGGGAGGACUAGGAGGGCCACCGUUCCAGCCACAGGCCUCGGCACUUCGCCUGGCCCGCAGGGAUCUUGCAGGACCUCACCCCCACAAGGACCCCUUGGAACUGAGCAGAGCCCGGAAUCUGCCUGACCCGGUGGCCUGUCACGGCUGGGCCAAGUCUCCCAUAAAGCACCCACGCAAGAAAGCUGCGGCUCAGCCAAGGGAACGUUGUUCCCCCGAGGGAAGUGUGACAAGGCUUGUGGUGAGUAUCAGAGUGGUCCCAGGACCUGGACAGUCCUUUCUGCAGCUCACGCCCGUUUCCCAUCCCUGUCAGCGCCGCAGCUGAGUCAGGAGGACGGGGACAUCGACCCCAGCAAGCCAAAGGACGCUUCCCGUUGCCAGAUGACAUGCUGAUGCCAGCAGGAGGAUGCUUCACCUGAGGUUUGCUGCUGCUCAGAAACCCGUGUUUCACCCCAACUCUGACCUCCCAACUAGAGAAACGUGUCACCCCCUGCCCAGACCACCUCAGGGGCUGUCCCUCCCUGAGCACAAGCUGGCAAGUCACUCCGGCAGACUCCAAGGCCAGCUGUGUCCUGGUCCUGCCAGUUCCUCUAAUGUCGGGACCAGAAAACGCGUGAGCUUUGUUUCUGUCUUCACUUCACUAGCCUUAGUGCAGCAAAGGGUCUCUGCCAAAGCUGUGGAAGGAAGGGUGUAAACAUUACAAAGCGUUUCUCGCAUUCCAAUGAAACACAGUCGACAAACCUCACUUCUCAGGCCUCACGCCCGCAAAUCAUUCAUUACAUUCAGGUCUGCACCGCCCCAGUGUGUGCAAGAUUUUAAGUGUCCUCAGUGGGAAAGUGGGUACAGUAAAUGCAUAGUCUCCUACCUCGCAGGAUUGUUGUGAAGAUCUCAGAUCCAUCCCGUACUGUUGUUCCUUUCUCAGGGUCGAGGAAGGCAAGCCAGGGCUUUCGCCCGUGGUGACCUUCCGAGCUCGCCUUACAGCGUCUUUGCAGCACUGCCUUAGCUUCGUAGGGCCUCUCCUGACAGUCGAGAGCCCUUUAGACAGAAAGACGCCUGUGCCCUGGCAAGAACUCCUGGCUACAGAAACACACUGUGCAUCUAGUGCGUGUGUUUGUCUUUGGGUUAGAACAGGGACUGUGACAGGGUAGAGAAUGGAAAUAAUGCAGAGAAAACUGUAAGCAAAUGCACUGAAAGGAAGGCUCCCCCCAGGCUCAUUGGGCUGAAGCUUCGAUCUUCGUAUGUCACCAGAGGCAUCUUCAUGGUUCUGGUAACUACAUGGUAUAGCCUUUCUCUAAAUCUGUGACAGAAGGGGGAAGCAGAUGGGACGUGUGGGGAGAAAGAACUAGGCACAAAAGCCAUAUGUGAUCACGAAAGGGAACUAAGACUCUGUAUCUGGGCACUUGGCCCUGGAGAGAGAGUGUGGUGUGUGGCAGAAAUGAUUCGCUCUAGGUCUUAAGAGCGCAAUGUGGGGAUGAUUGUGCUGGAGACAAACUGCAAGGUCAGCAUGUGAGAGCUCUUGGCUUUGCCUGCUGUGAGGAGCUGCAAUGUUGUACAUGAGGUAUUGUCACCAUGAUGCUGUGUGACACAGCCUCAGGUGUGGUUGAAGGUAGUGACUGAGUUAGGACAGGGCAGCAAAGUAGAUACUAGUUGAGGUACAGGCAGAAGCAAAAUAGUUCCCGUAAUAAAGAAUAGCAAACAUUGUCUUUCUACCUGAAUUGUAUUGUUUGUUUCUAUACAAAGGAGGCAAAACAGGCCAAAAUGGAGAAACAAACUUACUCCACCCACCAUGUCUCCAGGUUGCUCCUUAAGCGUUAGCAGUAGAAGGGGAGAGGUUUCCCUCAUCUGCUUGGAGGGGAAGGACUGGUAAGUCACGCACUUGGUCUUGGCAAAGGGUUAAGCUGCCCUACACUGAAGGGACCUUAUAUCUUGGUGGGGCUGGCGGGGGUGGAGGGGGGAAGUGCCUGGGGAGGUGUUUACAGACUUGAGAAAUAGGCCUUGAGGAAGUGCUUCCAGUUUUUGUCCAUGGAAACUUAUCCAACGCUAGAGGCUCUAUCAAUGCUGUUCUUUUACUGUGGUUUUAUUAGGAAUUUUGGAAGUUCCUUAGAAAAAUAAAAUUAUUCGGUGAUGCAUUCACUCAGACUGGAAUGAAUUAAGGAGUGAAAUGGUUUCAUUUGUACUGUGUUCUUUGGGUUGCUUUUUUGUUUUUGUUUUUUUCCAUUUAUAAGCUGAUUUAGGUGCUAUGAUGAGUGUUAAAAGAAUUACAAGGGUAAACAUUAUAUGUUAUAUAUUGUCUGAUUUUUAAGACCAGACAAGAAGAUUGAAGGGCUUAGGUGUAUGAAAAACUUUUCUCCAGGGUAGUCGCUUACACCCCCUUCCGAGAACCCCACGAAGACAAGGACCUUAUUUGUCAGAUUCACCACUGGAGCCCCAGUCUAGUGUUUUGUGUGUGUCUGUGUGCGUGUAUAAAUAACUCAGUGAGGGAACUUUUAUUCAGAUGACUAGUAUCUAAACAAAAAUAAGCUCUUGCCUUAUAGUGGCAUGAAAGAGUGCCACUAAAGUGGACGUUAUUUAAUUGUAAUCCUAUUGAAAACCUGAUUUGAUGGAUAUUUACAAACGUGGUCCAAGGGGGAUGAGGCAGGCAGCCAUGGGGAAUGUAGCGUGUCUGCUCGCUGGAAUGCCUAGGGCUCUACCCCUAAUUUGGUGUGAUCGUUCUCCACAAGCCAGGGAUGAGCUUUGCCCUUGUUUUAUUGGCAGAGAAACCAAGGGCACGGUGCCUGAGCUUGAGGGGAAAGGCUAUUCAAAGGGCAGAAUGCUUGGUUCUGGAGACAGUGGAGACUGAGGGCAAAUCCUGAGGCUCCCAACUCCCCACGGAAAAUCCAGUCUCCCUUUCAUUCAAGCAGGAUUGGCUAUAACCUCCAAAAAUCCAAACACUGAGAAACUACCUUGGGUCCUAGGCUCCAGUUAAAUGAGAUGCUUUGCUUCAAGUGAAAGGGCAGAGAUUGCGUCUGAAUACAUCAGAGGCAGCAUGGGGUUUUCUGCCCGGGGUCUCCGUGGCAGUCCCCUUCGGGAAGUACGGCAUUCGGUAUUUGAGGACCAGCAAUGGGUCUCAGCUAGUUGAGUGAAUACCAGCAUGAAUGAAACAUAAAGCUGGCAGGACAGGCUUCUGAUGGAAAUGCUGGGAAGAAGUUUGCUUUGAGGGCUGCCUGAGCUGUCCCUCUGCCACAGUCCGUCACAUUCUUGGUGCAUCUGAUGUUCUUGGAUUUAGUGGACAUAGCCAAUUCACUGAGUUGUUUGUGGAGCAAGAGUGGUGUGACUUGAUGGAAAUCUUAUGGGAUAUGCCUGACCAUCUCACAAUCUUGGUUUGGUGUAAGUGUGCACACUAGGCCAGAUGUGGUGGUGUGUGCUUUCUAUUCAUUAUUUUGCUCAAUCGCAAUACUGUCUAUGAAUUAGCAUUGUUUCCUCCAUCAGCAGAAAGGAAAAAAGACUCAGACACAAUAACUUGCUGUCAACACUUAAUAGGAAAUUCUUUUAUUAAGAUUUUUGGAUGUACCAGAGUCAGAUAUAUGUGUCUCUUACAUAUGAAAUCUCCGUUUUAACAUAUACUGAAUAUUCAAUUUAAGGUUCUCUGAAAGGGGAAAAUAAAAAACAAAACCCAGCUAGAUCUCUGAUGACGUGGGGUGAGUAGUGAUAUUUCGGCGUCAUUUUUGUUACUCUUCUCUGUUCACCUUUUGGUCCCAGAGCAUCACCUCCUUAGAGGUACCCAAAAGAAGAAAGACCCGUGUUAUAUUCAGUCCCUCUAUUUUGUAUCUUAUAGUUAAAUUACAUAAGCAGGACUCAAAAGCAAAGAGAAGGAUGUUCACAGCCAAACCCACAUUGCCUUAGCUUCUGCUGCUUAGAAGUAAAAAGCUGGCGGUUAGUCCCCUGACUCCAUCUAGCUUAACAGUAGUGGGCAGCUUAGACAGACAGAGAUUCGUCUUAGAGAACAUAAUAACGGGUAUACCGGGUGUUCAAAGAACCAGAGACUCAGUUUCUUCCUCCCGUUCUGCUCAUCUGCUUCUCUUGCUGUGGAGCAGAUUUCCUUCCCAAGUUCUGUGUUGGAAAUUGGUCAUCAGUGAUCCCCAAUUUUGUCUCGUCAGAUAAACUGUAAUCCCUUUUGGCUGGAGAAGGACUGUGGCCCAGGUGUGAGCACACGACGCAAGUCGAGUGGAUUCAUCGGUGGGAUUAGGCCAGGAGGCAAGGUCAUAUGUUAGUAGUUGCUUCCAUAUGAUCACAUAAGGAGAUGAACGGUUGUGAGAAAAAUCAGAUCUGGGGGGACCAAACAGUUGUUGUUUUCUGCAGAGGGACUGGUAGGAUACGAAGUUGGAAAUACAGGUCAGAAUCUAAGGAAAGAAGAAAAAUCUGUAUUCUCUGCCCAGACUUAUCUCUGAUUCAGAUACUAGUUGAUUGAAACCAUUCAGGGUGUCAGAAAAUUAAUCAUUUCACUCACAUCCUUGCUAGAAAUUGAAAAGUUAGGCCAAGAUACCCUUUACAGCUUCACCUUGGAACUUUUAUGGUGCCAGGUGAACCAGAUCAGCUCCACAGAUUUCUAAAGCAACUUGACUUGGCCGGAACACUCCAAGUCGGAUCAGACUCUGUGUUCAUAAACCCAGGUUGGAGUGCUCCAGUAGGCAGCGCAUCAGCAAGCUCCACGUUCGCUUCCGCAGUUGAUUGGUCUUCAGGCCGUAGAUGAUGGGGUUUAAGGUGGGUGGGAUGAUCAGGUACAAGUCUGCUAACAGAACUUGAGUGUGCAAAGGCACCGCGUGCGUCCCUAGCCAGGCUACGUGGAUGGAUGCCAUCCCAGGUAGGUAGUACAGAGCCAUGACCCCCACGUGGGAGCCACAGGUGCCUAAUGCUUUCAGCUGAGCAUUCUUUGAGGAGAGCCGGAAUACGGCCUGAAGAAUCAGGAUAUAGGAGGCAGCAAUAAAGGCCACAUCAGAACCCACAAUAAUGGAGGAACCAAUCAGGCUGUAGAGACAACUGGGCCUGGGGUCAGCGCACGCCAACGUGGCCACAGCCAUGUGCUCACAGUAGGAAUGGAGAACGACAUUGGAGCCACAGAAAGGGAGCUGACUCACCAUCCAACUCAGUGGUGUCAUGAAUGUGAUGGCUCUGACGGCAAUGGUCACGCUCAUCCCCCACAGCACGCGAGGCGUGAGAAUUCUCUUGUGGUGUAGGGGCUUACAGACGGCCACAUAGCGGUCGAAAGCCAUGGCCAGGAGCAGUCCUGUCUCCAUAGCUGUGGCUGCAUGGACAAAGUACAUCUGAGUGAAGCAGGCAGUAAAGCUGAUGGAGCUGUGCCCGGAGGAGAAGAUGCUCACCAUCGUGGGCACCACAGAGGAAGCCAUGGCCAUGUCCACGGCAGCCAGCACACAUAGGAGGUGGUACAUGGGCUCUUGCAGAGCGGAGUCUGUCCAGAUCACAGUCACUAUGAGGCUGUUUCCUAGCAGGGCUGCGACAUACGUGAUACUCAGUGAGACAGCCAGCCAGACAUGUGAAGAUGGCAGACCUGGGAUACCCACCAGGAUGAAUGUUGCAGGGGUUUCCAUUGCAUGGUUGUAGGAUGGGCCCAGCAUCACAUACGAGACUGCUUUUCUGUUAAUGUAUAAAGCGAUAUAAGAAAAGGAUGCAGUCCUGUAAGACUCGUUCCCAGCGGUGGUGUCAGGAGAGCCUGAUGGUGUUUUCAGCUCAGGGGACGAAGGGACUAAAACUGACAUCUGACAAGGUUAUCCUGCUCCUCACAUCUUCAGUAUUCUUUGCUUUGCUAAUUCCUAUUCCUUGUUCAAAGAUCAGCUCAUGAUAUGUUCUUUGGCAUUCUUCCUUUCUCUACCUCCUCCUCCAUCUCACGCCAAAACCAGACUAGAUGCCUUCAGAGCUUUUGUGGAAUCUCCCAUGCUGACCACUGAGGGACCUAAAUGGACAGUUCCCGGACUCUUCCUGUACUCAAUCCUGUGUGUCUCGUUCACAGCCUUAUACCAAAUGUGUGACCCGUAGCUGUUGUGCACGAGUCCAUUAAAAGAAGGUGUGUGUGCUCAUCAUACCAAACAGCCAAAUGAGUGAGAAAUCAGAUGAAAGUUUUGUUUCUAUAUGUUCCUAACAUGUAAAAGUUGUUGAAUAAAACAGUGAACUUCCCAA